UCUCACUCUCACACACACUCUCUCUCUCUCUCUGUAGCUCUCUCUUGGCGCGAGUUCUACCAUGGCCGAAUCAGAUCCUAUAUUGAGGAAGAAGAUGCGAUUUUCGUCUUCUUCAGUUCGUUAUACUACCUCUCAGAACCUUAUGGCAAGCAAAUUACGAACUCAGAGCAAUCGUUCCUCCGUUCGAUUUGCAUCCCCAUUGUCUCACAUUGUCACGGAUCUUCGUCACCAUCAUGCGUCACCGAUCAAAGGGAAAAUUGUUACUCAAAUGCCCCGAACUUGUUCUCGUGUCACCGUGAAGAAUCUGUGUCUCAGACGCGUAUUCUCUCCUAGUUCCAUCUCUAGUGAUUGGGACUUUCAUGUGAAAGGGGGAAAUCUAACCAAGGAGCUAAAUGUGGAAUCUCCUUGCGAUACUCCGAAUUCUAAUGUUAUGAGAGAAGGAAGCAAAUAUCUUGUUGAUGGAUUAGUGGCUACUGGAGGUGAUUUAGAAGUAGUGGAAUGCUCACAAACGACGCCACCGGAUUUAGGAAUGUUCACCGGUGAGCUUUCUUUGGUGAAAAAUGAAGCAGGUUCUAUCAAUCAAGAGAUCAGUGAGGUCUCUGGGAAGAAAGUUGGUACCAAUCUCGGCAGCAAAGUGAUUCGUCAUCCGGAAAAGAUUUUCAAGAACCCUGGCUCUGUGAGCUAUAGAAGAAUGCUUCCUUACUUGAUGGAAGCUGCAGAUGUUACCCGAGAUGGUGAUGCAAAAGAUCCUAAGGAUGAAAGAGGUGAAUUGAUGGCAGCAAAUUACCGACUUCCUGAAACCGUAUCUGCCAAUAGCUUUGUUAAAGCUCAUGGAAACAAUAGCCCUUUCAAGAAGAUGACUUCAUCCAGUGGCAACAAAAUUUCUCUGUGCUGCCGGCGCAAGCUAUUUAAAGUGCCAGGUUCUGUAAAUUACAGAAGAAUGCUUUCAUAUCUCAAAGAGAACUCAGAGGAUAAUCAUGGAACUCCUGAAACCACGCAUACAGAUCCUCAGAAGAAUAUAGAGGAGAAUGCUUCAGCUAUUGAGGCUAAAGGGGCAUCAAAUGAAGUUACAGAUUUAGAUACAUGCUCUAACAACGUUGAGACGCCACUAGCUGAUCCAAAGAAUGAGCAAGAAACUCAACUUUUGUUAGCUGAGUUUAGCUGUUAGUGUUAAUCAGUUAGUAACAAAGUCAUGUAUAUAGGGUUUAAGCGUAUUUGACUUGUUUACACAGAGCUUGUUCAUCUAGGUACUUGUAGUUGUAGGUCAAAGAACUGAAACGAAAACAUUAGAGGUACCUAUGCAUUAGACUUGUUGAUUCUUAUGUCUCCAUAUUUUUCUGAUUGUCCUUUAUUGGUAAGUGAAAGACAAUAGUAGUCUCUUUAAAGGUUUAAUUUCAGUUGUUUUAUAUUUUGAAACCAGGAAUGCUUUAUUGAUCUUGACAAUGUACAAUGGAAUAACAGAGGAAUUUAAGAAUUGCAUCAAACAAGCAGAGAAAUAUGAGGUAAUAUGUGUUCAUCAGACUCUGGACUUCUUGCAUUCUGGAGGGAAUCCACGAGGGAACCUUUUGAGAUCAGAGCAAUAAUUAUAGAUCAUGAAGUAUUUCUGAACCCAUCUGAGUCUCCUCCUGCCAUAAGCAUUGAGCUCGGUUGCCACUUGCAAUUUACCAUCACCAAAAGAACUCUUGAAUUUAGGGUCACAUCCUGAAGAGGCUGUGCAAGCCGCAGCGUUGAAUCCUCUGUAGUAAGCUGUGAAAGGA
Molecule: messenger RNA, 1757 nt
Organism: Arabidopsis thaliana (thale cress)
Lineage: Eukaryota; Viridiplantae; Streptophyta; Magnoliopsida; Brassicales; Brassicaceae
Exons: 5
Coding region: 62-1168 (368 amino acids)
Source: RefSeq, marked reviewed